AUGGCAGACCAAUACAACCCAGAUUGCAAUUGCAACAACUGCUUGUCAACUGUACGUCUCCCCUCUGUGAUUUUGAGGAAUUCAGCCAUCCAAGGCCUGUGGUUUACUAAUGAGUUUCAGUCUGCUGAGCACUUGCGAUCGCAGGGUCCUCAUUCACAGUUUUCAGAGGAUACUGUUGUCAUUCUCAACGAGCAGCAGCGUGUCAAUCAGCUAUAUCAAAGACAAAUCAUCACAAACCCCGAUGAAUACUCAGUCUAUCAGCAAAACCUGCGAAGUCCUUCGGACAACGGAGGUAAUCAAUUGCGCGACGGAGGCGUCACCUCAAACGAGUUUGACCCUGUGACUCCAGAUGUCCAGGGCGACGCAGAUACAUCGGUGGAACAACGUCUUAACCCUGAAGCGCCUGCCCUCGUUUUCGUUGCACCCAACUAUGGAAAUGGAUUGAAUCCAGAAGCGCCUCAAUUUGUUCCCUUGUCGAAUGGGUCCAGAAUGGGGUUGAACCCAGAGGCAGACACGUUUGUUCCCUCUACCAAUGACACAAAUCGACUGGACCCGGAGGCUUCCAUGUUUCUUCCUGACCUUGCAACACCGGAUACUCAUUUGAUGCCUCAUCUUGUAGAAGAUUUCAAUGAAGUGGCUCUGGAGGACUCCGAUGAGGAAACCGGAGAAGACUCCCAUGAGGAAACUGAGGAAGACUUCGAUGCCGAAGCUGAAGAAAUUUCCGAUGAAGAGGCCCGAUUCAUGGCCGCCAGUCAACUGUCGCCCGAUGAUUUUGCUACAAAACCAUUGCUUUGGCCUCCGCCUGGCGAUUUCCAUCAUAUCAACUACUUUGGGCACACAGUGUAUGCAAAGUCUUACACAACACCAGCUGCAAAUCUUGCCAUUCUCAAAUCACGCGGCAAGUACAGAGCAUCAAAGUAUGCUGAAAACUUGCGGCUGCAUACUUUACAUGCACAAGCCUCUCAAUGGCUUGAUCCACUGGUCUUUACGGGGAAUGUUGCAGCUCUCUGGCAUCUAGAGGGCACAAAACUUCAAGAUGCGGCAAUUGGGGCUUGUUUUAAGCUCUGUCAUCCUGAUGGUGAUUGGAAAACGGACAGUUGGGAUGAGGAUGAUGACUAUCCAGUAAUGGACCCUGUGGACCCUGACAUCUAUACUCCAGGCCACGUCAUUAUCAAUGGUCGAUUUCCCGAACCUUUUCUCGACCGGAUUGAUGAUAUCUCUGAACUCAAUGCUGAAUACGGGCGCUUCACCUCCAGACAAGAAGAGAAGCGCAGAAAAAUCCAGGCUGCCAAAGCUGCGUCCAAGAGUAGUCCAGCUACUAAUAUUAAGAUCAGUGGUUUGAAUAAGACAGGCAACGACUCUGCUGAGGCCAAGCUUGAGGUUUCUGAUAAGUCAUUGCCGACUUGCGGGGCUAAAACCUCUAACGAUGACCCUUUCAAAGCCAAUGUCGAGGCUUUCGAUAAACCCAUGCCAGCUAAUUGGGCUGAUUUCUCCGAUGAUGAAGCAGAUGAGCCGAGCACAAUAACGGAUGAGUCCUGGAGGGAUCGUCUUCUUCCACCUCAAGAGGACCAGGGGCAGCCACCUCUAAGUGAAAAUUCUCUUGCUGUUGGAAAGGAACCAGUCGAUCAAGAUCAGGGCGAAGUGUCUCUCGAGUUCCGAGUUCCCAAGAUGAAAUUGCCCAGAAUGCCCUUACUUGCGCCGUUCCUUCCAGUGAUCUGCGAGGAGGAAGAUUCGGAGGAGGACGAAAGAACAUUAUUUAUCGAACCCGCCACUUCGAAUAACGUCCUCGUACAAAACGUCUCCGAGAAGCCAUCGGAAGCUUCUGUCGCCAGUGAUCUGGCUGCUGGAGAUGAAACUCCUCUCGAGGACGACCUCCCAAGUGGUAUCUUAACAAAUAUCGUUGGGCCUGCCACUAAUUCUCUCGGGUUGCGCAGAAAGCCGCACCAAGAGCAGCCCCUUUACAAUAUCUUCAAUGAUAUCCAAACUGCCGAGUCAAUGGAUUCAACGGUCAACCAUGUGGAUAGCACAACCACUCCUGAUGUAACGGGAUUCACAAAUGCAGCCACCGAUCCAGUGGAGGCAACUACAAGAACCCCUUCGAUGGGGCUUACAGCCACCAGUCCUACAAGUUCUACAAGUUAUCGGCCUAAGAACUCCUCUCGAGCUGGAAAGCAAAAGUCCGUUCGCUUUGCUAGCCCUAUCGUGGCGGCAAACCCCCCUCGGGUCCUUCGGGCUCUUCGAAACCCACCGCUGGUCCCAGUAGCAUCGCUAACCGCGAAUGCUACCACCAUCAUCUCCAGAUCACCGACCUCGGCAUCGGCAUCUCUGACUGGCAUCAAGAAGCCCAGUCCUGUGAGAUCUUCAGAGUCUCUGGCACCAGUCCCAGCUCUCCCUACCUUCACUCCGGUUCGGCCUAGAAGAAGCUGGUUUCCCCGUCUCUCUGGUCGGACGCACUCUCGACCAGCCACGGAGGCAAUUUUACAAGACAGUUCUUUGGCCCCUGUCCACCGUAAGGCUGAAGGACAAGUUACAUCUCGACGUCGUCGCUGCUUGCUGAAAGCAGGCUCCCAGUUGUGGAAGAAAUUCCGAGGUCUUCUGUCGACAAAGCAGCGCCUCGAAUAA
Messenger RNA from Exophiala bonariae, 2622 nucleotides. RefSeq lists its product as uncharacterized. The transcript has a single exon. NCBI's taxonomy places the organism in Eukaryota, Fungi, Ascomycota, Eurotiomycetes, Chaetothyriales, Herpotrichiellaceae. The record is from RefSeq and is a predicted model, not a curated record. The coding region runs from base 1 to 2622 and encodes 873 amino acids.